AUGCUGAACAAUCUUGGGGCCAAUGUGCUGGGCCCCAAGGAUUGUGAUCUACCCAAGGCGGCAAUUACAGCACUUCACGCGGGCGUCAAUAGCUUUGGCCAGUUGCCCGUCGCUCCGAACAUUGCGGAUCUUGGCGGAGGUGGAGCUGGACCCGGCGGCGGUGGUGCGGCGAGCAUUGGCGGUGUGGCCCGACUGCAUGUGACUGGGGGAUUGUGCGACAAUGGCAAUGCGCUGAAUGGUGCCAGCAGUCACGGCAGCAACAACAACAACAGCAACAGCAACAACAGCAAUAGCAACAACAACAGCAACAACAACAACAUGCAGCAACAGGAUCAGCACCUGGACAAAAACAAGCAGAAAAGACACCGCACACGCUUCACGCCCGCCCAGCUGAACGAGCUGGAGCGCUGCUUCUCCAAGACCCACUAUCCGGAUAUAUUUAUGCGCGAGGAGAUUGCCAUGCGCAUUGGCCUCACCGAGUCACGUGUCCAGGUCUGGUUCCAGAACCGUCGCGCCAAGUGGAAGAAGCGCAAGAAGACCACAAAUGUGUUCCGCACACCGGGCGCCCUGUUGCCCUCGCACGGCCUGCCCCCAUUUGGGGCAAACAUCACGAACAUUGCGAUGGGCGACGGACUCUGCGGCACAGGAAUGUUCGGCGGCGAUCGCUGGAGCGUGGGCGUCAAUCCCAUGACGGCAGGCUUCGGUCAGCUAAAUCAAACCUCGCCGCUUUCGUCCACGCUGAAUAGCGGCCUCAAUUCGGGCAUUAAUAUGGGCUCCGCCCUGGGUGCCGGCACCUAUCAGCACUAUGGCCUGAAUGCUUUGGGCGACUCGAUGAUGUAUCAGCACAGCGUGGGCGGGGGGGUAAGCUGCGGACCGGGCGGCUCCCCGAGCGCCACCACGCCGCCCAACAUGAACAGCUGCUCAUCGGUGACGCCGCCGCCGCUCUCCGCGCAGCCCACACAGAGCGAGCUCAAUGGCGAGCCCAUGCAGCAGCAGCAGCAGCAACAACAGCAGGCACACCAACCGCAGCAGCAGCAACAGGCUCACCAACAAACCCUAACGCACCAGCAACAGUCAGGAACACCAACACAGCAGCAGCAACAGCACGGCAAUUUGCUGCCGCACUGUCACCAGGCCAUGCAGUCGCCAGAUGGCGCCACCGACGAGGAUGUCUGGCGGGGACACAGCAUUGCAGCGCUGCGGCGGCGAGCAUCCGAACUAAACGCAACAGCAAUUCCUUCCUAUUUGCAUCACGCCGCCGCCGCACACAACAAUUACGAGCACCACAAUUCGGUCUACUGA
Messenger RNA from Drosophila novamexicana, 1302 nucleotides. It is a transcript of the gene otp, whose product is annotated as homeobox protein orthopedia. The transcript is spliced from 8 exons. The record is from RefSeq and is a predicted model, not a curated record. Lineage: Eukaryota; Metazoa; Arthropoda; Insecta; Diptera; Drosophilidae. The coding region runs from base 1 to 1302 and encodes 433 amino acids. Gene Ontology annotation, molecular function: DNA-binding transcription factor activity, RNA polymerase II-specific; DNA binding. Gene Ontology annotation, biological process: regulation of DNA-templated transcription; neuron differentiation.